Pangasianodon hypophthalmus (striped catfish) is the source of this 4541-nucleotide messenger RNA. It is a transcript of the gene pias2, whose product is annotated as protein inhibitor of activated STAT, 2. Bases 418 to 2268 code for a protein of 616 amino acids. Lineage: Eukaryota; Metazoa; Chordata; Actinopteri; Siluriformes; Pangasiidae. Gene Ontology annotation, biological process: protein sumoylation; regulation of transcription by RNA polymerase II. The record is from RefSeq and is a predicted model, not a curated record. The transcript has 14 exons. Gene Ontology annotation, molecular function: transcription coregulator activity; zinc ion binding; SUMO ligase activity.
UGGGUCAACAUCUCGCUCGGCCAGGAUGAACACAGCCAGAAAAUGGCGGAUAUUGAGGAGUUACGGGUAGGAGAAAGUGUUAUGAUAGCUGGCCGCUGCUUUGCACUUGUCGGAGUUUAAAAAGUUUUUUGCUAGGCUUUAGAUGUUAUCGUUUUAUUUCUUAAAAAAAAAACUAAACAGUCGGUUCUUUUCGUUUUGUAGUCAAAAGAGCGUCGAUAUGUUUUUCCCAGUCGUAGGCCAGAGAGGCGACACUCUGAAGCCCGGACCUGUUCUAAACUGCUAGCACUAGCCAUCUAGCCUGCUAGCUACCAGCUGCUUCGCUAGCUAUCAAGGUGCUUGGGCUUCAGCUACCUGUCUUUAUCAGUCUGCGUUUGGGAUAUUAGUGCUCACUUCUCAUUAUGCAUUGAGUGGGAAAAUAUGAUAUCAAGUUUCCGCGUCUCGGAGCUCCAGGUACUGCUAGGUUUUGCCGGAAGGAACAAGAGUGGUCGCAAGCAUGAACUCCUGCUGAGGGCUUUGCAUUUGCUAAAGAGUGACUGUAGCCCUGCCGUGCAGCUCAGAAUCAAGGACCUGUAUCGCCGGAGAUACCCGAGGACAUUAGACAGUCUUGCAGAAUUGUCUGCUCUAAAGUCAAGCAUAAAUUCGUACCUACAGUCUGAAGAGAGAUCUACAGUUGUGAGUCCGGACCUUUCUCUUGGUGCUAGUCCGUCAGACUCAGCUCAACAGCACGUGGUGCCCAUUAAACCAGCAGUGUUUCAUGACUCAAAGCCCAGGAUGAACAUGCAGCAGCCGACACCGCUCAUGCCUCCCGUCCACCCGGACGUCCAGAUGAAGUCCCUUCCAUUUUACGACGUGUUGGACGUUUUGAUCAAACCAUCAAGUUUAGGAGCCAGUACAGUUCAGAGAUUUCAUCAAGAAAAAUACUUUAUUUUUGCCUUGACUCCACAGCAAGUGCGUGAAGUUUGCAUUUCACGGGAUUUUCUUCCUGGUGGCAGAAGAGAUUAUAUGGUUCAAAUACAACUCCGAUUCUGCCUUUCAGAGACUAGCUGCCCUCAAGAGGACAACUAUCCCAAUAGUCUUUGCAUCAAAGUCAAUGGGAAGCUCUUUCCUCUCCCAGGCUAUGCACCGCCUCCUAAGAAUGGUGUAGAGCAGAAGAGACCAGGCAGACCUUUGAACAUCACCUCUCUCGUCAGAUUAUCAUCUGCCGUCCCCAAUCAAAUAUCAGUCACAUGGGCACCUGAAAUUGGAAAGACAUACUCCAUGUCUGUGUAUUUGGUACGGCAGCUGACCUCACCGUUGUUACUACAGAGAUUAAGAAUGAAGGGAAUCAGAAACCCUGACCACUCAAGAGCACUCAUAAAAGAAAAGCUCACAGCAGACCCCGACAGUGAAAUAGCCACAACCAGCUUGCGAGUCUCACUCAUGUGCCCACUUGGAAAAAUGCGGCUAACAGUGCCCUGUCGAGCAGUGACCUGCUCUCAUCUCCAGUGUUUCGAUGCUGCACUAUACCUGCAAAUGAAUGAGAAGAAGCCCACCUGGAUCUGCCCUGUGUGUGACAAGAAAGCUGCAUAUGAGAGUCUGAUCAUAGAUGGGCUCUUUAUGGAAAUAUUAAAUGACUGCACAGAUGUGGACGAAAUCAAGUUCCAAGAAGACGGGACCUGGUGCCCAAUGAGACCAAAGAAGGAGACGUUGAAAGUGUCAUCUCCAUGUUUACCCAAAAUUGAGUGCGCUGCCCCUGUGCGUCCGAGCGCGGUUGUUUCUCACUCAGAGCCCAGCAGUACGAAAAAAGCUGAUGUGAUUGACCUGACACUUGAAAGCUCAUCAGAUGAAGAAGCAGAGCCAGACCCUCCCCUGAAAAAGCGCUGUGUCUACAUGUCCAAACCCGAGGAGGUGCAUAGCAGCAAAGGGGUUUUGACCUAUCAGCCAUCAACGGUUCGGGUGCCAAAUGUCCAGCCGCUGGACACUUCGUACUUGACUUCUUCCAUUGCAGACUAUGCAGUUCCAUUCCACCAUUCAACACUGUCCACGAUUCCCACCGAUAUGCAAGGUCUUGACUUAUUUUCGUUACUUCAAGCAGAUUCUCAGCAUUACCGGACCCCUGUGUUCCUGGAGAAUCUGUCCAGCAGCAUUCAGAGUGGCACCAGCAGCUCCAGUCUCAUGGCCUCAUCUGUCCAAUACGAUUCAACUUCACAUCGAGGUAGCUCCAGCCAUGAAACGGGUGUCAUCACCGGAGGAUCCUCAACUCUUUCAGACAUUAUCUCACUAGAUUGAGUCAUGGUUUCAGUCUCCCCAAUCAUCAAACUGCUACGGACCGUGCUUCUGAAAAACUGAUAUAUCUGACUUUAAUUGCAAUUUAAUAUUAUUUACUAAUAUGGUAGCUGAUAUGCACAUGGAUAAUAAGGUUGAUUGCAUCUAGUUGUUUUCAGAAACCCAGGAGUGUGUCUCUCAAUUUCUGAGGAAUUAAUUUUAACAGUGACUGAUACCCAUUGCCUUCUUGCCUGGGAGAACUCAACAAACAAUACAUUGAGCAGAGCGACUUGGAACUUUAGGCACAUUGGGACUAGUUUGUGGACCGGCGUGUAUUUGUAUGUGAACUUUUUCCUCUUUUUACUAUUUAAACCACAUGUUUUUUGAAUAAUCACCUCAAAACCUCAACGAUGACCUUUAUAUUUGAAAAAAAUCAGGAGUGUACAUAAUUUGUUUUGUAUUGAGUGGUAUAACAUGCAAAUCAGUAUCUGUCUAAAUGAACCUGUUUUACUGCAUAAUGUAUGGGUCACAAUUUCAUGCUGCAGUUAGUAGCUGCAUUUUUAGAGUCAUUUAUUUUGGGCCGUUCAGGUUGGUGGAGACAUAAUCAAGCCAUGAUGCAACGACAUCUUUUAUAUGUUUUUUUUUUUUUUUUUUUUUUUUUCUUGGGUCCUGAGUUUUGUGAAACUUCUGUACUGUUUUGCUGUUUUGUAUCACUUCAACAUUUGCAUUUUUAAAAAGGUGCUGCAGACGCUGGUUUCACAGCAAUGCUUAGACCUGAAAGUCAAAAUAGUCAAAACAGGCUCAUAGCCCACAGGGGGUACACUGUGAAACAGGUUUCCUGGUUGGGUUAAACUCCAACAUGACGCUUGCCACCAAAUUGCUAAUUGUUAUCCACCUUUAUGCUGUUGAUGUGGGUUUUCUGAAUUCAGCUUUCAUUUAGUUGGAAUUUGGGCUUGUUCUGAGGUGUACCCCAACAUAUGAAGGACUAACAGCCCAGGUCUCAAUAAAUACAGCAAUUUGUGGCACCAGCUCCAAUGUAAUAGCUGGUCGUGGUUUCGUCUACCAUUUUUAAUUCACUUGGAUUUAACGUACAAUUCACUUUAUAUAAUGCCUACAUGCUGUCGCUCUCGUAGAGAAUAACAACAAUGUUGACAGAUCCUAUGUCUUCUUACAGAUUAAAUUAUGUAUACUUUCAAAUAUGUAAUAAAGCACAUGAUCACUUUUUUAGGGCACUGCAUUGUAGCUUGACCAAAAUGCUGAACUUUAGUCAAACAAGCGAUAGUGUGCCAAUCUGAACACUAAGGGGGCAGAUUUUUCACAAUGUGUUAAUUUUAUGAAAAUUCUUUUACAUAAUUAAUUUAAAUGAUUCGCUAGGUCAGGUGUAGCUUUAAAAGAAUUGAAGCACACUGAAAUUUGCUUGUAUGUGCUGUAGAUGUGGAUGUCCACCAAAACAUCAGCAGUAACAUUUCACUUAAAAAAAAUUGAAUCACCAAACUGUAAAAUUUAAUAGAAACUGUACAAUAAGCACAACUGUAGCAAGUUAUUUGCCUAGUUGUUUAUAUAUGUUUAAGAUGCUCCCCAUUCAAAUGCCAGGAAGCUCUUGAGUACAAAGCAGUUCCACCUUUGCUAUGUAAACCUUCUGAUUUUCCAACAUAAUCCUUAGUGUCCAAGAUUUUGAAUCUAAGCCAGUGGUAAUAUUAGGGGAAUUGUGCCACCUGAUUUACAAGUCUGAACAAAAAAAAUCUGGUUUUAGAAUGUAAGAUGAUACAAUGUUUGGAAAGCAUUAAAUACCUAUUGGUUUGAAAAUGUGAAAAUAUUCAGGAUGUUCUUUUAAUAGCAAUUCAUAGAUAUCUGAAUUAAUCUCAUUCUAAAGUAUAUUAAUGUCCAAAACUGACUAAAUUCUACCCUAUAAGCCAUAUAUUAUUUUAUUUAAUUUGAAGCAUUUGAGGGUUUAGCUCUGCAAUCCACAGGCUUCAGCCCCGUUUUAUGUAACAACAUUUUUAUAUCUAGUAAACUUUUGUUCAUUUUUACAAGAUUUGCGCCUUUGUAACUAAUUAAAUGACUGCUUAUAUGGUUAUUGUAUUAGAGAUUAUAGUAACUGAUAUUAGUACUUAAGUCUUGUAAGUCUUGGAUGGUGUGGAUGAAGAAACAGAUGGGUGCAAGUCCAUAUAGUUAUUUAUGAUAUUAUGUACUGAUUUACAAUGAUUGUACUCCAAAUGCUUAUUUUUGACUCAAAUUGUGCCAUUUAAACAUAUGCAGCAAAAGGCAGUAAAUGAUGUCUAUUAUGUCUAUCUGAA